Molecule: messenger RNA, 514 nt
Organism: Lolium perenne
Lineage: Eukaryota; Viridiplantae; Streptophyta; Magnoliopsida; Poales; Poaceae
Product: histone H4
Cellular component (GO): nucleosome
Molecular function (GO): protein heterodimerization activity; DNA binding; structural constituent of chromatin
Source: RefSeq, a predicted model, not a curated record
CUUCUCUCCAGUCUCAUAGUCAGCAAUGUCGGGCCGCGGCAAGGGCGGGAAGGGCUUGGGCAAGGGCGGCGCCAAGCGCCACCGCAAGGUCCUCCGCGACAACAUCCAGGGCAUCACCAAGCCGGCCAUCCGGCGCCUGGCUCGCCGCGGCGGCGUGAAGCGCAUCUCCGGCCUCAUCUACGAGGAGACCCGCGGCGUGCUCAAGAUCUUCCUCGAGAACGUCAUCCGCGACGCCGUCACCUACACCGAGCACGCCCGCCGCAAGACCGUCACCGCCAUGGACGUCGUCUACGCGCUCAAGCGCCAGGGACGCACCCUCUACGGCUUCGGCGGCUGAGCUCGGUGGAUCUCUUUAGCUGGGUCGGCAUGUGCCUAUAGUUCUUACGGUUUCGAUUGGUUGCGUGAAUGUAGUCUGUAGUGGAAUCUGUUGCAUAUGGAUGGAUGAUGAGUGAUUGAAUGGAUAACUGCUGUUGGAUAGUCGAUCUGGUGUCUUUGCAAUCUGUUUAUGAAGAAA